Paramuricea clavata is the source of this 270-nucleotide messenger RNA. NCBI's taxonomy places the organism in Eukaryota, Metazoa, Cnidaria, Anthozoa, Malacalcyonacea, Plexauridae. The record is from the annotation of a GenBank genome assembly.
AUGCCUCCCGCCCGACGCCAACGCAUAGCUGUACAAGAACGCGCGGAGAAUGCAAAUCAGCCAUCGGUAAACGAUCUUCGACAACAAUGUCUAGACAAAGGUUUAUCUGACCAUGGUCGUCGAAAUACGCUGGUCGCGAGACUGCAACAACAUGCUUCAACGUCGUCGUCGAACAGUACCGCCACAGAAGCUGCGACAAUUGUUGAUAUUGCGAACAACAACGAGCAAACACCACUCGUCGAGCGAAGAUCUGUGCCACGCGAAAGCUGA